UUUAAAAAAAAGAAAGAAAGAAAUAAAAAAUAAAAAUAAAAGGUCUCAUACUCCACGAGGAAUAGGGACCUCGUGGGAUUGACGUGUAACUUCAAACUGCAUAAAUAGGGUUAACAAUGGUGGGUCAUUGUUGGCUGGAGCACUUUGAUAUGGCUGGAAUUAUUGGAUAACUAGCAGUAAUAGUGACCACGGGGUGACUGGUCAGGGGAUAGUAACUCUCUAUAGGUAUUGUUAUGCUAUUUAUAAAGGAAACUAGUCAUGAACGCCUGGGGUCAGUCACAAUGAGGUAUGUACAGGGAGGUGCCCUUGCUUUACGCUGCAUCGUUCUCAUGAUCAAAGGUUAUUGAUCUGUGUUGCACUACAUGGCGAGCGAAUAGAGAAAGGGGAGAUAUGAUAGGUAUAUUCGUUUCUAUAGACCCAUCAUGUAGGUUAGAAUCGUCCUUGAAUUCCAUAAGGGGGAUGAAGAGAAAGCAUGGAAUGUGGUGGGGAGCUGACUCAUCCUUUUCAGUGACUGAAAACUUGGUCCUGCUGAUACCUAAGCUUAGUCUUGGUUUUCACGCACCAGGGACAUCCUGGUCCGUAUUUGCGUCCCCCAUCCCAGAAAAUCAUGUGAUGGAUGGAAGAUUUUGUUCCUUCUGUAGCUUGCUUUUUUUAGCCAAUUGGUAAAUCAUCGUCACAACAAUAAGAAUCUACAGGUAAUCAGGAUCUUCAGGAUAGGCCGCUUAACCCGAUAAGACAGUGGAGUACACCGGUGGUACAUUGGUCGCUGGUAUUAUUACACGGAAAAGUGGGGAAUGUGAGUUGGCUUCCGGAUCGAAUCCUCGAUGCUUCCCAGCGGCUGAGCCAAUUAUAGGAGCUGCCAAGGUUGCUGUGUGCUCCACCGUUGGGUCUGGACAAACUUAGUAAUUUGUUACCGUCAUUUACGGAAGUGUACUCAGGAGGCUUGAAUCGAAAGAAAAGGAAAAGCGACGGA
Molecule: messenger RNA, 973 nt
Organism: Aspergillus alliaceus
Lineage: Eukaryota; Fungi; Ascomycota; Eurotiomycetes; Eurotiales; Aspergillaceae
Exons: 1
Coding region: 391-666 (91 amino acids)
Source: RefSeq, a predicted model, not a curated record